Molecule: messenger RNA, 327 nt
Organism: Postia placenta MAD-698-R-SB12
Lineage: Eukaryota; Fungi; Basidiomycota; Agaricomycetes; Polyporales; Adustoporiaceae
Exons: 2
Coding region: 1-327 (108 amino acids)
Source: RefSeq, a predicted model, not a curated record
AUGGCUGGCGACACGCUCGCCUGUUCCGAGACGGUCAGCACAGGCCGCUCGGUCGUCGCAUUGUGCGGUGCAUGCAACGGGCACACGAACGUCGGCCGCCGGCGGGCGCAGCCUCACGAUGUCUCUGUACGUAUCGCCGCGCGCAUGCAUCCCAGUCCGAGAUGCGCCGCCACCUUGCCCACGCGUCGCGCAACACGCGGUUCCCUUGCGUGCCCGCCUCAUGCCCCGCUCACAUCCCGCCGUCGCACGCACACCAGCCCCCCAGUCACACUCCCGCGCCACCGCACGCCCGCCGUCUCAGUUAUCGCGCGCGAACACGCCGAGUAA